Leguminivora glycinivorella is the source of this 1008-nucleotide messenger RNA. RefSeq lists its product as uncharacterized. Bases 110 to 496 code for a protein of 128 amino acids. The record is from RefSeq and is a predicted model, not a curated record. The transcript is spliced from 2 exons. Lineage: Eukaryota; Metazoa; Arthropoda; Insecta; Lepidoptera; Tortricidae.
CGGCGCAGGUUUUGCCGCUUUUAACCCGGCCGGCGGCGCGGGCGCACCAUUCCGCCGCUCGCCGCCGCCCGCGCUGCCCACUCGCUAGUAAUUAACUAAAUAGAUCACGAUGUACAAGUCCUUGGUGUUGCUGUGUGUUGUUUACUGUGUUGUUGUGGAGGCCCGUCCAAAAUGGCAGUUCCUCCCCCCAGUGCCGGGCUACGUGCCGGUCUACAUCCGCACAGGCGACACUCCUCUCGAGGAGAUCAACCCUGACUUAGCCGAGGCCUUCCACGCGCUGCCCGCCGGCCGCAGCGCCGGCAAGGAACUCGAGGCGGCCCCGGAGAUGCCCGAAGUCGCCCCGGAAACACCCGAACUAGCCGACCAACCCGAGCUCCCUGAGCAACCCGAAAAGCCGAGUAAAGUUGACAACUCUCCUAUCGACCAUCGCCCCUAUGAAAAGAAGAAGUCGAAGAAAGCGAGCUCGGAGAUCGCGAAACCGAUUGAGCGUAGAUAAGCGUAGGGUUUAUUAGUUUGUAAGAAUUGCGACUGAGAUUACUGUUUGUUUUAUAAAAGUAAGAAAAGUGCACGUUUUUAUUAUUAUUUUGGCCUCAGGGAAGCAAGUUAAACUAAAAUAUUAUUCGCACGAUAGGAUUCACCAGUUCAAAUUUUACUUAAACGUAUGUACUUUUAUAAAACAAAUAAAUAUUCCUAAGCACACACUUGAAACUCCAGGUUGAUAAUGCGGUACUGGGACCACAAAACACAAUACUCAAGAUAUUUGCUGAUUUAAACCAAAAAUUCGUAUUUCAGUAAUAAAAUUUGUAUGUAAAUACGAGUUUUUUGCUUUUAACAGCAGAUCAGUUAAAUCCCAGAGUUAGAUAUACGUAAGAUUUUUCCUUUAUUUAUUUCCUAAAACGUACUUAAGCGUGAAAAUUUUGAAUCAAAAACAACCGACGGCUUGCCGAUUUUUAUAUAAGUUAUGUUAUGUUUAUUUUUAAUUUUGAAGAAAUAAAGUUAUUUAUUUCA